Molecule: messenger RNA, 1131 nt
Organism: Heterobasidion irregulare TC 32-1
Lineage: Eukaryota; Fungi; Basidiomycota; Agaricomycetes; Russulales; Bondarzewiaceae
Gene: hpox3
Product: heme peroxidase 3
Exons: 10
Coding region: 1-1131 (376 amino acids)
Biological process (GO): hydrogen peroxide catabolic process; response to reactive oxygen species; cellular response to oxidative stress
Molecular function (GO): peroxidase activity; heme binding
Source: RefSeq, a predicted model, not a curated record
AUGCAAUCCUCUUUCGCUUCGUCUUUCAGAGCCUCAGCCCGCAGAGCGGCCUUCUCCUCUGCCCGUGUCCCUAAGGGCCCCCUGCGCUCCGCGUACCGCAAGUACUCGACCGAGCCAGAGGCACCCAAAUCUAAGACUGGACUUUACGCUGGUAUCGGAGCCCUCGCCGUCGGAGGAGGUCUUGCUCUCUACUUCUACUCGUCCUCGCCGGACACCUUGGCCACGAGCGCAAAGUCGGGUGCACAGGCAGUCAAGGUCGCCGCCAACUUCGUCCCGACGAAGGAGGACUACCAAAAGGUCUACAACAAAAUUGCAGAGGCCAUUGACGAGGCCGGCGACUAUGAUGAUGGUUCUUUCGGUCCUGUUUUCCUCCGUCUCGCGUGGCACUCGUCGGGUACUUAUGACAAGAACACGUCAACCGGCGGCAGCAACUAUGCUACCAUGCGUUUCGAGCCUGAGGCUCUCCACGGCGCUAACAAUGGCUUGAACAUUGCUCGCGGCCUCAUGGAGAAGGUUAAGCAGGAGUUCCCGUGGAUAAGCUACGGUGACCUGUGGACUCUUGGUGGCGUGGCUGCUAUUCAGGAAAUGUCCGGUCCCAAAAUCCCUUGGAGAGCCGGUCGCAUCGAUGGCUUCCCUAAGGAUGUUACUCCCGACGGUCGUCUUCCCGACGCCUCCCAGGGCCAGAACCAUCUUCGGGAUAUCUUCUACCGCAUGGGCUUCAAUGACCAGGAAAUUGUUGCUCUCUCCGGUGCCCAUGCACUUGGACGUGCUCACACUGACCGUUCUGGAUUUGAGGGUCCCUGGACUUUCUCCCCAACCACUCUGACCAACGAAUUCUACAAGCUUCUGUUGGACGAGAAGUGGAUCUGGAGAAAGUGGGCUGGUCCUAAGCAGCUCACAGACAAGACCACGGGCACGUUGAUGAUGCUCCCCACCGACUAUGCCCUCGUCCAGGAUAAGACUUUCAAGAAGUACGUCAAGGCCUACGCCGCUGACCAGGAUCUCUUUUUCAAGGACUUUUCCGCCGUCGUCUCGCGGCUCUUCGAGCUCGGUAUUCCCGAUUCGCAGUUCACUUCCACCGAGAAGUGGACGCUGAAGUCGCUUGACGAGCAAAAGGAGGCGUCGAAGUGA